This is a messenger RNA of Erinaceus europaeus (western European hedgehog), 933 nucleotides long. Its product is annotated as olfactory receptor 10C1-like. The record is from RefSeq and is a predicted model, not a curated record. NCBI's taxonomy places the organism in Eukaryota, Metazoa, Chordata, Mammalia, Eulipotyphla, Erinaceidae. The transcript has a single exon. Gene Ontology annotation, cellular component: membrane. Bases 1 to 933 code for a protein of 310 amino acids. Gene Ontology annotation, biological process: G protein-coupled receptor signaling pathway. Gene Ontology annotation, molecular function: G protein-coupled receptor activity; olfactory receptor activity.
AUGGAGCAGGCGAACCACACUGGCAACCCCAGCUUCCUGCUGGCCAGCUUCGCGCUGGCAGGCAGCCUGAGGCCCCUGGCCUUCACCAGGGCGCUGCUCAUGUACCUGCUGACGCUGGUGGGCAACGUGCUGGUGGUGGCGCUGGUGCGCGCAGAUGCGGGGCUGGCCACGCCCAUGUACUUCUUCAUCAGCGUGCUGUCCUUCCUGGAGCUGGGCUAUGUGAGCACCACGGCGCCCACGCUGCUGGGCACCCUGCUGCAGGGCGGGCACGCUGUGCCCGCUGCUGCCUGCUUCGCACAGCUCUAUGUGUUCCUCUCGCUGGGCAUGACUGAGUGCUACCUGCUGAGCGUCAUGGCUCUGGACCGCUACCUGGUCAUCUGUUGGCCGCUGCGCUACCACGCGCACUUGAGCCCGCGGUUGUGUUGGGGGUUGGCGGGCGCCACGUGGGCGGCGGGCUUCUCUGUGGCGCUGGUGCCCGCGGGGCUCAUGGCCUUGCUCCCCUUCUGCCUGCGUGAGGUGGCGCACUACUUCUGUGACGUGGCGCCGCUCAUGCGCCUGAUCUGUGUGGACACGGCUUGGCACGCCAGGAUCAUCAUCAAAGUGGUUGCCAUCAUCAACACCUCCAACCUGGUGCUGAUUUUGGGCCUCUAUGGGGGCGUUCUGCGUGCGGUGCUGAAGCUGCCCUCGGCGGCCAGCCGUGCUAAGGCCUUCUCCACCUGCACCUCGCAAAUGAUCGUGGUGACCCUCUUCUUUGGCUCGGCCUUUAUUGUCUACGUGGGCCGGGAGGGCAGUCAGCCCCAGGAAGGUGACAAGCUUCUUGCCUUGGUGUACACUUUUCUCACCCCUUUCCUCAAUCCCAUUAUUUAUACACUUCGCAAUAAGGAGGUGAAGGAGGCUGUCAGGAGGGUCACUCAGAGGUCAGGGCUGUGCUGA